This is a messenger RNA of Aphidius gifuensis, 561 nucleotides long. RefSeq names its product ejaculatory bulb-specific protein 3-like. Bases 77 to 484 code for a protein of 135 amino acids. Lineage: Eukaryota; Metazoa; Arthropoda; Insecta; Hymenoptera; Braconidae. The transcript is spliced from 3 exons. The record is from RefSeq and is a predicted model, not a curated record.
AUUAAGUGGCAAAAAGAGAGGAAGGGAUUGUAUAAAGCCUCGUUGUAUUCUUAACAUCAAUUUAUUUCCAAGUGAAAUGUAUGAACGAACGUGUGUGCUCAUAUUUAUUUUAUUAUUUACAAUACUACCAUCAUAUAUUAAUUGUAACAUGUGGCCAAAAAAAGAUCAUUACAAUACGAGAUGGGAUAAAAUGAAUUUAGAUAAAAUUUUGGAAAAUAAAAGACUUCUUAGAUAUUAUUUUAAUUGUCUUAUGAGCAAGGGACCAUGCCCACCAGAUGGACAAGUACUAAAAAAAAAUUUACCCGAAGCAUUGAAAACUGCAUGUGAAAAAUGCUCAAAGAGUCAAAAAGAUGGUGGAAUUAAAGUUAUAAAAUACUUGAGGGAAUACGAGCCAAAAAUAUUUGAAAUUCUUGCAAGUAAAUAUGACCCCAAGGGAACAUACCGAAGACGUUAUCUCAAAUCUGAAGCUGACAACACGACGUGAUUUUUUUUUAUCUUAAAAUUGUUUAACAUAUUUUUGUUGUUAUUUUUCUCUAUUAUUUUUUUACAUUUAAUAAUUUA